AAAUGUUUAUUUGAGUUAUGCAUUUUGUUCUUGAGGAGAACAUGCUGGAGGUUGACUGCCCAUGUGUGACUCCUGAGGUUGUCCUGAAAGCUUCUGGUCAUGUUGAUAAAUUCACUGACCUUAUGGUUAAGGAUGAGAAAACAGGGACUUGUUAUCGUGCUGACCACUUGCUUAAGGAUUUUUGCAAUGAGAAGCUUCAGAAAGACCUUACCAUAUCCACAGAGAAGGCUGCUGAAUUUAGGCAUGUGCUUGCAGUCUUGGAUGAUCUCUCAGCUGAAGAGCUGGGUGCAAAGAUCAAAGAGUAUGGUAUUACAGCUCCAGACACAAAGAAUCCACUUUCUGAUCCGUAUCCAUUCAACUUAAUGUUUCAAACAUCAAUUGGCCCGUCUGGUUUGCUCCCUGGGUAUAUGCGUCCUGAGACAGCACAAGGCAUAUUCGUGAAUUUUAAAGAUUUGUACUAUUACAAUGGGAACAAGCUCCCUUUUGCUGCAGCUCAAAUUGGUCAGGCUUUCAGAAAUGAGAUAUCUCCUCGCCAAGGUCUUUUGAGAGUUCGUGAAUUUACACUAGCAGAGAUUGAGCACUUUGUUGAUCCUGAGGACAAAUCUCACCCUAAAUAUUCAGAAGUUGCAAACUUGGAGUUCUUGAUGUUUCCAAGGGAAGAACAAAUGUCAGGCCAAUCUGCAAAGAUAAUUUGCCUUGGUGAAGCUGUUUCAAAGGGAAUUGUAAACAAUGAAACACUUGGCUACUUCAUUGGGAGAGUUUUUCUCUUCCUAACUCGCCUUGGUAUAAACAGAAAACGUCUGCGGUUCCGUCAACAUCUUGCCAAUGAAAUGGCUCACUAUGCUGCUGACUGCUGGGAUGCUGAGAUUGAGUCUUCCUAUGGGUGGAUUGAGUGUGUUGGUAUUGCAGAUAGAUCUGCAUAUGACUUGCGUGCUCACACUGAUAAGAGUGGUGUACCUCUUGUUGCUGCUGAGAAAUUUUCAGAACCUCGGGAAGUGGAGAAAUUGGUUAUAGCUCCUGUGAAAAAAGAGCUAGGUCUUGCAUUCAAGGGAAACCAAAAGAAUGUGGUUGAAGCGUUGGAGGCAAUGAACGAGCAAGAAGCUUUGGAGAUGAAGGCUGCACUGGAAUCCAAAGGAGAGGUGGAGUUUCAAGUCUGCACCCUUGGGAAAAAUGUGUGCAUUAAGAAGAACAUGGUCUCAAUUUCAAAGGAGAAAAAGAAAGAACACCAGAGAGUUUUUACACCAUCAGUAAUUGAGCCAUCGUUUGGUAUUGGACGGAUAAUAUAUUGCCUAUAUGAACACUCUUUCUACACAAGGCCAAGUAAAGCUGGGGAUGAACAGUUAAAUGUAUUCCGUUUCCCCCCACUUGUGGCGCCUAUUAAGUGCACAGUUUUCCCACUGGUUCAGAAUCAACAGUAUGAGGAAGUUGCCAAAGAGAUUUCCAAGUCAUUGACAGUCGCCGGAAUCUCACAUAAGAUAGACAUUACAGGCACGUCAAUUGGGAAGCGUUACGCAAGAACAGAUGAACUUGGUGUACCCUUUGCAAUCACUGUGGAUUCAACAUCCUCGGUGACAAUCCGAGAAAGGGAUAGCAAGGAUCAAAUCCGCGUUAACGUGGACGAGGCAGCGACAGUCGUGAAGGCUGUAACCGAUGGACUAAAAUCAUGGGAAGAUAUAUGGACAAGUUACCCUCAUCACUCCUCAGAAUCCGCUGAUGAUUAAUUUAUGAAUGCCACUAUUGGUUUUGACAUAUCAUACAAAACCUUUUGAUGCCUGUUGAGCACCUAUGAUUUGGGAAAAUAGAAAUAUGUAAAACACAAUUCUCUAUGCACAUUUCAGGAGUAUUGUCAUCUUUUUUGUGUUUGA
Molecule: messenger RNA, 1865 nt
Organism: Pistacia vera
Lineage: Eukaryota; Viridiplantae; Streptophyta; Magnoliopsida; Sapindales; Anacardiaceae
Product: glycine--tRNA ligase, mitochondrial 1
Exons: 9
Coding region: 18-1721 (567 amino acids)
Biological process (GO): mitochondrial glycyl-tRNA aminoacylation
Cellular component (GO): cytoplasm; mitochondrion
Molecular function (GO): glycine-tRNA ligase activity; ATP binding
Source: RefSeq, a predicted model, not a curated record